ACCAUGGCCUACUGCCCCAGUUACCUUCGUGAAGGAGAAGGAGGACAUCUGAGGAAGUCUCUCUCCAACAGAAGGUUGCAGGAGAAAGAAACUGAAGCUGUCACUCAGAAUUUGAAACUGCCUCUAUUCCAGCUGCUUAAAAUCAGAGAGCAUCCUAAGGACUUAAGCCCAGUACUUCCUCUUUGCCUGUUCUGAUUCACUUGCUUGGGCUGCUUCUGUAUGGGACGGAUAUUUUUUUGCUGAUGAAGUCUACUAAAUGAAUAUUGCCUCAUGACAAUCAGUCACACACCUAGACAAAAAGAGAAGACAAUUGAGGACAGCAAACUUUCACUUCCAGCAAAUGCAACCAUCCAAAGCAAGAAAGCCAAGGUACUCUUUUUUUCCUGCGGCUGAUCAAGGGAGAAAAUAAAGCCCAAAUGAAACCCGAGUACAGUCCUCCUGGAAACUUCAGCAACUGCAGCACCACCAACAGGAUGAAUCAAGUUCUUUUUCCCUUGUUGUACACUUUUAUCUUCCUUGUGGGCAUCAUUAUGAACGGACUGGCCAUGGGAGUCUUUUUCCAAAUAUCCAGCAAGUCAAAUUUUAUCAUCUUUCUCAAGAACACAGUCAUUUCCGACAUCCUCAUGAUCCUAACAUUUCCGUUCAAAAUUCUCAGCGAUGCAAACCUGGUGUCCUGGGAAUUAAGAGGGUUUGUUUGCAAAGUGACUCAGGUAAUAUUUUACUUUACCAUGUACAUCAGCAUUAUUUUCUUGGGCCUUAUAACCAUUGAUCGCUAUUUGAAAACUGCCAGGCCCUUCAAGUCAUCAAGCGCCAGGAAUUUGUCAGGAGCUAAGAUUCUCUCCGCGGUUAUCUGGAUAUUUAUGUUCUCUCUGUCGCUUCCAAACAUGAUUCUGACAGACAAGAAGCCAACGCGCGAGAACGUGAAGAAAUGCGCUGACCUGAAGUCUGACUUUGGGCUACUGUGGCAUGAAAUUGUUAACUAUGUCUGCCAGUUUAUCUUCUGGGUUAAUUUAGCCAUCAUUGUCGUAUGCUACACGCUGAUAACGAAAGAACUCUACAAAUCCUAUCAAAGGACGAGACGCACCGGGCAAGCAAACAAAAAGACUGUAAAUAUCAAAGUUUUCAUCAUAAUUGGUGUGUUUUUCAUUUGCUUUGUGCCGUUCCAUUUUGCCAGGAUUCCGUAUACCUUAAGCCAAACAAGAGAUGUUUUUCGGUGCUCCACCCAGAACACACUGUAUUACCUAAAAGAGAGCACCUUAUGGCUGACUUCCCUGAACGCAUGCCUAGAUCCAUUCAUAUAUUUUGCCCUCUGCAAAUCUUUCAGAAAGUCUCUCCUCAAUGUACUGUGGAAAUGUGCAACCAAAACAAGACGAGAUCAAAGUACAGAAACUACUGACGAUGAAACGACACCAAUGUAGACCAACAAGAAUUCCAUAUAAUACAGCCAAGGCUGUUUAGCACCCUCUUCAAUGCACACAUUAGCUUUAGAAGUGAAUCUCGUGUUUGUGCUUCUACUGAAAUCAUGAAUCACAUGUAGUCCGUGAUACUAACAACAAGCUGCUGAAUGAGAACAUCUGCCUUUUCCUGUUUAAUAUAGCUACGGGACACUGAAAAAGCUAGAUGAGUGGGUAAAAGAAGCGUUUCUUAUACUAAAAGUGCACAAAAUAAACCGAUAUUCAUAAAAACACAGUUGCGUACUCUCCAAAGUCUGGUAAUGUCAUUAGUAAUUACACAUUCCACGGGCUGCUUUAGAUCCAGUUCCCAAAGUUUUACAGGGAUUCGGCAGCCUGCAAUGGCAAAGUGGGAAGGACAAUUGCUGAUUGCACCCUAAGUCACUAAAAUUAUAUAAAUAAGUAAAAUUAAAGGGCCUUUUAGCUUAAUACACAUUUGGGCUUUUUAAUGAUAAUAUUCUGCUUCAUGGUUUUGGAGCCUUACUUUGUGUAACCAACCCAAGUAGGUACACAGUCUCUUGGGUGCUUACUUCGAGACCAUGUUGGCAGUUCCUUACCAUGCACUGAAUCCAGCAAAGUACUACUUAGAGUAGAUCCACUGAA
Molecule: messenger RNA, 2054 nt
Organism: Lacerta agilis (Sand lizard)
Lineage: Eukaryota; Metazoa; Chordata; Lepidosauria; Squamata; Lacertidae
Gene: P2RY12
Product: purinergic receptor P2Y12
Exons: 3
Coding region: 417-1418 (333 amino acids)
Biological process (GO): blood coagulation; G protein-coupled receptor signaling pathway
Cellular component (GO): membrane
Molecular function (GO): G protein-coupled purinergic nucleotide receptor activity
Source: RefSeq, a predicted model, not a curated record